Molecule: messenger RNA, 716 nt
Organism: Camelina sativa (false flax)
Lineage: Eukaryota; Viridiplantae; Streptophyta; Magnoliopsida; Brassicales; Brassicaceae
Source: RefSeq, a predicted model, not a curated record
GCUGUGGCUUUUAACUAUAUCUAGUUAAAGAACUGGGGGCGAAUCAGUCUCAUCCCCGCCAUUAUCCUGGCGUUUCCGAUCAUACCAGGGUAGGUUUCUGGGAUUUUCUACGUGGUGGUAAUGCUCCUCGAAACCACACCUUACAGUUCAUCGAUUCCGUGACCGCCGUCGGAUCUGAUCGCACUAUGGACUCCGUCUCUAGAGCCACCGUCGCGUCUACAACUGCUGUUGUCGAAGAGCCCGAGUAUCUUGCUAGGUAUCUUGUUGUUAAACAUUCCUGGAGGGGUCGUUACAAGAGGAUCCUUUGUAUUUCGGGCGGUGGAAUCGUCACGCUUGAUCCUAAUACUCUUGCUGUUACUAAUUCUUAUGAUACUGGAAGUAAUUUUGAUGGUGCUUCACCUUUGAUUGGGAGGGAUGAGAAUACGGAGAGUGUUGGUGGUGAGUUUACUAUCAAUGUUAGGACGGAUGGGAAAGGCAAAUUCAAGGCUAUGAAGUUCUCUUCUAGGUGCAGGGCAAGUAUUUUAACUGAGUUGUAUCGGCUUAGAUGGCAUCAAAUUAGACCUGUGGCUGAGUUUCAGGUGCUACACCUUAGGAGACGCAACGCUGAAUGGGUUCCUUAUAAAUUGAAGGUCACCUUUGUCGGUCUGGAGCUCGUCGACUCAAAAUNCUGGGAUUUUCUACGUGUUCAUCGAUUCCGUGACCGCCGUCGGAUCUGA